AUGUGUCGCACCAAACAACACAAAAGUCCCUCGUCUGGAGUUGACAGAAGACAAAAAAUAAGCCAAACGCCUGAUCGCAAACAACACAAUGAACAAAAAGUUUAUUCAGUUGAUACAGAGUUCUUUGUUGACACAGUUCAGUCAGUAAAUAAAGAAAGUGAAUCAUGGAUUGUUCCAAUAUUAAUAAACAAAACUCUUGUACCUUUAAAACUUGACACAGGUUCAGAUGUGAACAUAUUGGGUUACAAAGAUUUUCAAAACUUGUUGCAAAAGCCAAAACUAAACAGCAGUAAGGUUCUGUUGAAAGCAUAUGAUGGAGGAAAUGUACCGGUAAAAGGUCAGUGUGUACUGGAACUUUGCUACAAGGAUAGUCGAUACAGAGCAUUGUUUAUCAUCAGUGAUGAAGAUGUACGACCUAUUUUGGGCUGCAAGUCAUGCGAAAAAAUGGGUUUGGUGAAACGAGUACUGUCACUUGAACAUCACAUUGAAACGGAUAUCAAGGAGUAUGCUGAUACAUUUGAAGGUCUUGGUUGUCUCCCAGGAAAAGUUAGCAUAAAACUGCAUAAUGAUGCAAUACCAGUUGUUGAGCCAUGUAGGAAAGUACCAUUUGCCUUAUAUGAUAAGCUCAAAGCAGAACUUCAUAAGAUGGAAGACAUGAAGGUGAUUGAAAAAAUUGAAGAGCCAACAGAAUGGGUGAAUUCACUUGUUGUAGUACACAAGGCUAAUGGAAAACUUCGAGUCUGUAUGGAUCCGCGGAACUUGAAUAAAGCAAUUCUUCAGGAACAUUUUAAACUCCCUACUCGUGAGGAAAUAAUGUCACGAUUUGCAGGAGCUAAAGUCUUUUCGAAACUUGAUGCGUCAAAUGGGUUCUGGCAAAUACAGUUGGAUGAACAGAGUUCACGAUUAUGCACAUUCAAUUCGCCAAUCGGAAGAUUUCGUUUUCUCAGACUGCCAUUUGGUAUAUCGAGUGCACCUGAAAUUUAUCACAGAAUCAUUCAUUCAUUAUUCGAACACAUGGAUGGAGUUGAUACAUCUAUGGAAGAUAUCAUUGUCUGGGGUAAAAAUGAACAAGAGCAUAACAGAAGAUUGUGCCAAGUUCUUGAAAAAGCAAGAAAAGUUGGACUUAAACUUCAAAAAGAAAAGUGUGAAAUUGGUGUUUCAGAACUAACAUUCCUUGGAGAUACUCUGUCAAAAGAUGGUUUAAAGCCUGAUCCUAAGAAAGUAGAAGCAAUCUGCAGCAUAGAAACUCCAACAUGCAAGAAAGAUCUCCAAAGAUUUCUUGGUAUGAUAAAAUACCUGGCUUGCUUUCUGCCGGAUUUAUCCGAACGAACAGCAACUCUGAGAGAACUAUUGGACAAAAACAAUAACUUUGAUUGGACACCAAAUCAUGAUACUGCUUUCGAGAAACUGAAAUCCUUAGUGUCAAGCAAGUACUUCAGUAUUAUGAUCCGUUAA
This is a messenger RNA of Gigantopelta aegis, 1455 nucleotides long. RefSeq lists its product as uncharacterized. NCBI's taxonomy places the organism in Eukaryota, Metazoa, Mollusca, Gastropoda, Neomphalida, Peltospiridae. Bases 1 to 1455 code for a protein of 484 amino acids. The record is from RefSeq and is a predicted model, not a curated record. The transcript has a single exon.